ACUUCAAUUAAUGAACUGUCCGUUUUUGUGAUUCUAAUUUUCGUAGCCUCUGAUUUGGUGAGAGGCAAGCGUCGAAAAACGAGAAACAAGGCUGGUUUAAAUUUGAAUUUGGAGACAAGCUUCUAAGCCAGAGGUCAAGCAGCUGAAUUCGGAGCUGCAAUCGCUGCCAGCAACUGAUUUCUGAUUUCAUUGUGUUUAUCAUUACCGUAUUUUGUUUCUAGGGAGCAGACAUGGGUCAGUCUGAGCUUUGUUGGACUGCCAAUGCUUUCCUUUUUCUCUUAUUUCUACCUGGAAUCCUCGGCUGGGGAAGGGAAGGUCACUAUAUGAUUUGCAAGAUAGCAGAGAAAUAUUUGACUGAAGAUGCUCUAUCAAUGGUCAAAGAAUUGCUUCCAUCUUAUGCUGAGGGCGAUCUUGCAGCUGUAUGCUCCUGGGCUGAUGAACUUCGAGCACAUCCUGAUUAUCACUGGAGUGGCGCCUUACACUAUGUUGACACGCCAGAUUUCUUUUGUAAUUAUAAAUGCUCGAGAGACUGUCAUGACAAUUAUAGACACAAAGGUAGAUGUGUGACAGCAGCAAUUUACAACUACACUAUGCAACUCGAAUCAGCUUACAAGGAAAUAACUUCAGAAAUUAAAUAUAACUUAACAGAGGCUCUUAUGUUCUUGUCCCAUUUUAUCGGAGACGUUCAUCAGCCCCUUCAUGUCGGUUUUGUCGGAGAUAUAGGAGGUAAUUUAAUAAAAGUCAGUUGGUACCGAAGAAGGACCAAUCUCCAUCAUGUCUGGGAUACCAUGAUCAUUGAUUCUGCCUUGAAGAGAUUCUACCAUUCAAAUCUUUUGCUCAUGAUUCAAGCCAUUCAAAACAACAUUUCGGAUGAAUGGCAUAAUGAGGUCUCAGCUUGGAGAAAUUGCACAGUGAACCAAACAACUUGUCCAAACCCGUAUGCUUCUGAAAGUGUUAGCAUGGCAUGUAAAUAUGCAUACAAGAACGCCACUCCAGGAAGCGUACUAGAAGACAGUUAUUUUCUUAGCCGGUUACCAGUCAUAGAGAAGAGGUUAGCACAAGGUGGCAUUAGAUUGGCUUCUACCCUCAAUCGUAUCUUUGCUUCUGAAGGGAAAGUGGCUGAAAUUUGAAGACAAUGACUAGGAGAGAUCAGAUCAAUUUCCAUAAGAUAGAUGUCAAAAUGGUUUCUCACAUGAAUUGAUUUGUGCUCUUGUCUUUUGUCUUCGUAUUAAUAUACUUGCUAUUGCUCCAAAAGAACCCUAAAUGUGGAAACUCAUUUAGUAAAAGAACAAGAUAUUCAUAAAUAAACCAGGUCAUUUGAUAUAAAAUCCUAACAUAUAGUACUUAUAGUAUAGACUAAAGUGAUUAGAUCAUUGAGCCAUUCAUUUUUACCUUGUCUUAUGAAAGAAAAAAAACCUCGAAUUGAGGUGGUUAAUGGGGAACUUGUAGCUUAUGGUGUUUCCUUCCC
Cucumis sativus (cucumber) is the source of this 1468-nucleotide messenger RNA. RefSeq names its product endonuclease 4. The record is from RefSeq and is a predicted model, not a curated record. The coding region runs from base 231 to 1130 and encodes 299 amino acids. Lineage: Eukaryota; Viridiplantae; Streptophyta; Magnoliopsida; Cucurbitales; Cucurbitaceae. Gene Ontology annotation, biological process: DNA catabolic process. The transcript is spliced from 9 exons. Gene Ontology annotation, molecular function: nucleic acid binding; endonuclease activity.